Balaenoptera musculus (blue whale) is the source of this 3777-nucleotide messenger RNA. RefSeq names its product integrin subunit beta 2 (gene ITGB2). The transcript has 18 exons. Gene Ontology annotation, biological process: cell adhesion mediated by integrin; cell migration; integrin-mediated signaling pathway. NCBI's taxonomy places the organism in Eukaryota, Metazoa, Chordata, Mammalia, Artiodactyla, Balaenopteridae. Gene Ontology annotation, molecular function: amyloid-beta binding; integrin binding. Bases 253 to 2562 code for a protein of 769 amino acids. The record is from RefSeq and is a predicted model, not a curated record. Gene Ontology annotation, cellular component: focal adhesion; integrin complex; cell surface.
GGCUUCAGUGUCUGACUGCAGCCUCCCCCCAGUGUCGGCAACAAAACUGCACCCACCCGGGAACCUCUGUAUGAAUUCCCUGUCUGCCUUCUUGCCACCGGCGUUUCAACUACUUCAUGAGUUCCCAAGAAUGGAUGCACCAGGGUUUGCCGAGGCCAUUUCCCAGCACCAGCCUGGUGAAGAGUGGAGCCGAAGCCCCUGCCAGCCCAGCCAGGACCACCCCUGCUGAGACCUCCAGGGCGUCGGCGGGACAUGCUGCGCCAGCGCCCCCUGCUGCUGCCCCUGGUGGGCCUGCUUGCCCUCCGGUCCGUCCUGUCCCAGGAGUGCACCAAGUACAAGGUCAGCACCUGCCGGGACUGCAUCGAGUCAGGGCCCGGCUGCGCCUGGUGCCAGAAGCUGAACUUCACGGGGCAGGGGGAGCCUGACUCCACUCGCUGUGACACGCGGGAGCAGCUGCUGUCAAAGGGCUGCCCGACGGAUGACAUCAUGGACCCCAGGAGUCACGCCACGACCCAGGAGGACCAGGUGGGGGGCCAGAAGCAGCUGUCCCCGCAGAAAGUGACGCUCUACCUGAGACCAGGUCAGGCGGCUGCGUUCAACGUGACCUUCCAGCGGGCCAAGGGCUACCCCAUCGACCUGUACUACCUGAUGGACCUCUCCUACUCCAUGCUCGACGACCUCAUCAACGUCAAGAAGCUGGGGGGCGACCUGCUCCGGGCCCUCAACGAGAUCACCGAGUCCGGCCGCAUCGGCUUCGGCUCCUUCGUGGACAAGACGGUGCUCCCCUUCGUCAACACGCACCCCGAGAAGCUGCGGAACCCGUGCCCCAACAAGGAGAAGGAGUGCCAGGCCCCGUUCGCCUUUAGGCACGUGCUCAAACUCACCGACAACUCCAACCAGUUCCAGACAGAGGUUGGGAAGCAGCUGAUCUCGGGAAACCUGGACGCCCCUGAGGGCGGGCUGGACGCCAUGAUGCAGGUCGCCGCGUGCCCGGAGGAAAUCGGCUGGCGCAACGUCACCAGGCUGCUGGUGUUUGCCACGGAUGAUGGCUUCCACUUUGCGGGAGACGGGAAGUUGGGCGCCAUCCUGACUCCCAACGAUGGCCGCUGCCACCUGGAGGACAACAUGUACAAAAGCAGCAACGAAUUCGAUUACCCGUCGGUGGGCCAGCUGGCGCACAAACUGGCAGAAAGCAACAUCCAGCCCAUCUUUGCUGUCACCAAGAGAAUGGUGAAAACGUACGAGAAGCUCACGGAGAUCAUCCCCAAGUCUGCAGUCGGGGAGCUGUCAGACGAUUCCAGCAACGUAGUCCAGCUUAUUAAGAAAGCCUACAACAAACUGUCCUCCAGAGUCUUUCUGGAUCACAACACCCUCCCUGACACCCUGAAAGUCACCUACGACUCCUUCUGCAGUAAGGGGGUAUUGAAGGUGGACCAGCCCAGAGGGGACUGCGACGGCGUCCAGAUCAACGUGCCGAUCACCUUCCAGGUGAAGGUCACAGCUACAGAGUGCAUCCAGGAGCAGUCAUUCGUCAUCCGGGCGCUGGGCUUCACGGACACGGUGACUGUGCGGGUCCUCCCCCAGUGCAAGUGCCGGUGCCGGGACGCGAGCCGGGACCACAGCCUCUGCGGCGGCAGGGGCUCCAUGGAGUGCGGAGUCUGCAGGUGCGACGCCGGCUACAUGGGGAAGAACUGCGAGUGCCAGACGCAGGGCCGGAGCAGCCAGGAGCUGGAGGGAAGCUGCCGGAAGGACAACAGCUCCAUCAUCUGCUCGGGGCUGGGGGACUGCAUCUGCGGGCAGUGCGUGUGCCACACGAGCGAUGUGCCCAACAAGAAGAUCUACGGCCAGUUCUGCGAGUGUGACAACGUCAACUGCGAGCGCUACGACGGCCAAGUCUGCGGGGGCGAGAAGCGAGGGCUCUGCUUCUGCGGCACCUGCAGGUGCCAGAACGGCCACGAGGGCUCGGCGUGCCAGUGCCUCAAGUCUACGAAGGGCUGCCUCAACCUGGAUGGCGUCGAGUGCAGCGGCCGCGGCCGGUGCCGCUGCAACGUGUGCCAGUGCGACCCCGGCUACCAGCCACCCCUGUGCCUCGAGUGCCCGGGCUGCCCCGCGCCCUGCGCCCGCUACGCCAACUGCGCUGAGUGUCUGAAGUUCGACCAGGGCCCCUUCGCCAAGAACUGCAGCGCGGCGUGCGGGGAGACGAAGCUGCUGCCCAAGCCACUGCCCGGCCGCACGUGCAAGGAGCGCGACUCCGAGGGCUGCUGGAUGACCUACACCCUGUUGCAGCGCGAGGGGCGGGACAGAUACGACGUGCACGUGAACGACACGCGCGAGUGCAUGAAGGGCCCCAACGUCGCCGCCAUCGUGGGGAGCACCGUGGCAGGAGUCGUGCUCGUCGGCAUCCUCCUGCUGGGCAUCUGGAAGGUCCUGACCCAUGUAAGUGACCUCAGGGAGUACAAGCGCUUCGAGAAGGAGAAGCUCAAGUCCCAGUGGAAUAACGAUAACCCCCUUUUCAAGAGCGCCACCACGACAGUCAUGAACCCUAAGUUUGCUGAGAGUUAGGGCCGCUUGGUGAAGACAGGGCCUCUUGCACCACCCAGGUGGGAGCAGCCCACGCCACGUCCCCUCCAGCAGGCCGACCGUGACCCCGUCGCCCAGUGGACUUGGCUGACGACACUUGGCAACUUCACCACUAACUGAAAAUCCACCGUUUUUCCUGCCCUUAGCAUGACAGAUGCGGCCAGGUAAUUCUAGGAACUCAUCAGAAGGGCCAGCCUCCCCCUUCUGGUAUGAGUGACUCUUGAUAGCAACUUGAAGAAGGAAUUGCUCGUAUCCUGUAAGGUUAGACAUGUGUUGUCCUUUGUAAAAAUUAGCACAGCAGUCUGAUGAAAGGUGGUACAGAUUUAUUUAUAUGUGAACUUCUCAGCGUGUAAAAUUACAUUCCAUUGAUCAUGCUGCCCUCAAUCACGUGUACAGAAAAAAUUAAUAACCCUUCCGCAGGGGCUUCCCUGGGAGCCGGGCUCUGUGCCCCACCUCCACUGCCCUUCACACACUCCGAGGGUCCGUGUAGACUUUGGGCCGCGGCUCAGGGUUCUCUUUUUUCUCCUUCCUCACCUGUUGGCCGUGCAAGCCCCUCUCUGUCCCUGCCCGGCCCCACCUCCUAGGCAGCUUUCAGAAGACAGGGGGCAGCCCCAGCAAAGGGGGUCCCCCUGCAGAGCUUGAAUGGGGCCGAGGCAAGAUGGGAAAGCGGGCGUCUGUCACGCUCUUGGCUGUCUACACCCGCUCUUGGGUAAUGAGUGGAAGAGAGUUUAAAUAAGUGUGUUUCUCACGGGCUGUUUCCUGGGGUGACCUGGAGGUCAAGGUGAUCCGGUGUGAUGGUAGUAGGUGGCAGGUCUCAGCGUGAUCACCUAGCCGUGUGCGUGUCCGCCAAUCUCUGCAGGCUCCAUGUGGGUCAGGGUCCGGGUGUGGCCCGUGAGGGCCCGUCAGGGUGGGGCGGUCCUGGGUCCCCAAGGAAAGGGCUCUAUUCCGGUAUGUUAACAUCCUCUGCAGCCCUGCCAAUGCUGGCUCUUUCCUCAUGUUACACAGACCUGAGAGAAGCAGAUGGAUGUGAGUACAGGGUGAAUAUUUGUGAAUAUUUAUUCACGUGCAUAGACAUAGUUUCAGGUGAUACUUGCCCUUAUUUUUUUCCGUAAAAUGUAUAAUUUUUUAUUAAAACCCCAGCAUAACUCUUUAUUAAAAGAACAUCAGUUCAGGGACUUCCCUGGCGGUUCAGUGGUC